This is a messenger RNA of Solea senegalensis (Senegalese sole), 2573 nucleotides long. It is a transcript of the gene pax8, whose product is annotated as paired box 8. Bases 252 to 1652 code for a protein of 466 amino acids. The record is from RefSeq and is a predicted model, not a curated record. NCBI's taxonomy places the organism in Eukaryota, Metazoa, Chordata, Actinopteri, Pleuronectiformes, Soleidae. Gene Ontology annotation, molecular function: RNA polymerase II cis-regulatory region sequence-specific DNA binding; DNA-binding transcription factor activity, RNA polymerase II-specific. The transcript is spliced from 12 exons. Gene Ontology annotation, biological process: regulation of transcription by RNA polymerase II; anatomical structure development.
ACAAGAGCCAGGACGCGCACACGCUGUCACACAGUUCCCGAGUCGAUCGGUUGGAAUAAUAACCAGAAUACAUUUGCUGGAGGACGCGUUUAUUUUCAGCUCCGUAGUGGAAAGACACACAAACACAGGAUCACACUCAUGCCAGACGAGGCAGGGCGAGGAGGAAGAACUCGGUAACUGGGGCAGAGAGUGGAGGACAGUGGAGUGUCAGUGAUCAGCAGGUGGAGCAAAGACGGGAAAGACUCAGGGACAUGUCCAACAGUGCAAGAGGUCAUGGGGGUCUUAACCAACUAGGUGGAAUGUUUGUUAAUGGCCGACCACUUCCGGAGGUGAUCCGGCAACGCAUCGUCGACAUGGCCCAUCAGGGGGUCAGACCAUGUGACAUCUCCCGACAGCUCCGAGUCAGCCACGGCUGCGUCAGUAAGAUCCUGGGACGCUACUACGAGACGGGCAGCAUCAAGCCCGGAGUGAUCGGUGGCUCCAAGCCCAAGGUGGCCACCCCGAAAGUUGUGGACAAGAUCGCAGAGUACAAGAGGCAGAACCCCACCAUGUUCGCGUGGGAAAUCAGAGACCGGCUGCUGGCAGAGGGAGUGUGCGACAGCGACACGGUGCCCAGCGUCAGCUCCAUUAACAGAAUAAUCCGAACAAAGGUUCAACAGCCGUUUAAUCUGCCUCUAGACGGAAAAGGCCUGAGUCCAGGACACACCUUGAUCCCCAGUUCUGCAGUCACCCCUCCUGAAUCUCCACAGUCGGACUCGUUAGGCUCCACCUACUCCAUCAGCGGCCUGUUGGGCAUCCCGCAUCCCAGCACCGAGGGCAAGAGGAGCCAUGAUGACAGUGAUCAGGACAGCUGUCGACACAGUGUGGACUCUCAGGGUAGCGGGGGCGUCCCGAGAAAGCAGAUGAGGGUGGACCAUUUCUCGGCAGCCUCGCAACACCUGGACUGCGGGUUUGAGCGUCACCACUACCCUCCGGACUCAUUCAGCUCAGCCUCCAGCAGCAAGACAGAGCAGACUUUGUACUCGCUGUCGCUCCUCAAUGGCAGCCUCGACGAGGCCAAGACCAGCCUCUCAUCGUCCAGCUCCACUAUUGGACGGAAUCUGACGGCGCAUCAGAGCUACACCAUGGUGACAGAGCCUCUACAGCCACUGCCGCUCUGUCUGAAACAGGAAAUGUCCCCAGAAGUGACCAGCACCAGUCCGUCACCACACAUGGCCGCCACCGCCGCCAACCUGGCGUUCGUGGACCUGCAGGCGCUGCAGAAACCCGUCUCUCUCAGCAGUGGUGGCGGUGGCGGCGGCAGCUGCAGCCAUUUUCCCAAUGCAUUCAACUCAUUCUCCCAUCAUGCACCAGUGUACGGGCAGUUCAGCAGUCAACCUGUCAUCUCAGGACGUGACAUGGUGAGCUCCACGUUGCCAGGUUACCCACCUCACAUCCCAUCACCUGCACAGUCAGGAUAUUCCUCGUCUGCCAUCACAGGCAUGGUAGCAGCAGGUGCAGACUACACUGGUCAGUCCUACAGUCAUUCACCCUACACCUCCUACAGCGAAGCCUGGAGGUUCACCAACUCCAGCAUACUGGGUUCUCCCUAUUACUACAGCUCGGCCUCCCGCACUGCUCCACCUUCUGCAGCCGCCUACGACCACCUUUAGUCCAGACUCUGUGCUGAUGGACCCGACUCAACGGACCGGUCCGAGACUGCAGGACUAAACAGCUUGAACGGAGCAAGGCAUGGAAGUCACAAACUGGAUCGGGAAUUAUUUGAGACUCUGCUGACAAACCAUGCAGCAACACACAUUUUCCACAUCCCCUCUCCUCUUUAUUUCUGCAUUAUUUAUUUGUCAAAAGUGACACCGUUAAAUCUGACUCGUGCACGUUUACACACACACACACACACACUGCAAACACUGAAACCCUGAGACUUUCAACACACACAGAGCUCUUUAAUGCUGUUUUUGGCCAAAGACUCUUUCAUUUUUCGCACAUCUGCAACAUGACCCCACUGAUCCAGUACAGAUAUGCAACUUCUUUGUUAUGCCGUCCACUUUUGUUUACAAAUGCUUUUUCUAAGAAAAGAAAGGAGGAAAAAAAAGGGUGAAGCCUGUCUAAUCAUUUACACACCAGAUCCUUUUCUUAAUCUGUGUCUGCUUGCAAAUUUUUCCUGAUUAGUUUUUUUUUUUUGUUACUGUAAAUCCAGAUUACCCUGUGGUUAAAAGAAAUAAAUCACAAUUAAAAACAAAAUGCCCCCACAUAUGCCCCUCAGCCUCAAUUAAUGUAUCUGUUUAGCAAUAUGUACAUAUUGUAAAUGAUGAAUUACUUAUGGGGGAAGUGAUGCAAUGUGACUCAGAUGACUGAUGAGGGAAGGGGGGCAAUUUGGCUACUGAAACCAACAGGGCUUGAAAUGGGCCUGCAUUUGUUUUUUCGCUUCAAAUGAAUUCAGUUUGUGUGUCAUGCCGAUGUUCUGAUGUUUGGUAAGAACUGUGACCUAUUUUUUCUUAUACUGUUAUUAAUAUUAUUGCAAAAUGUAAAUAACGAAUUUCUAAAGAAUUAUUUUAAUUAAAGCAUGACAAAUU